This is a messenger RNA of Arachis ipaensis, 348 nucleotides long. RefSeq lists its product as uncharacterized. The record is from RefSeq and is a predicted model, not a curated record. Lineage: Eukaryota; Viridiplantae; Streptophyta; Magnoliopsida; Fabales; Fabaceae. Gene Ontology annotation, molecular function: zinc ion binding.
AUGGCUCCUCAAUCUUCUUCCCAAGGUUCGCGUAGCAGCAUCAAGAGUCGUGGGAGAAGGAGGACGUGCAUUUGUGGAGAGAGACCAGUAUUGCAGACAUCAUCUACAGCAGAGAACCCAGGAAGAAGAUUUUGGGGAUGCAUCAACUAUCAGAUAGGAGAAGAAUGCAAUUAUUUUGUUUGGGCGGAGCCUGAAGAGCAAGACCCACAAAUUCAAAGACUGAAGAAUAAAGCAAGUGUGUUGAAACAAGAACUGCAGAAAGGCGAAAAGAAAUUUGCAUUGGCACUUACUGUUGAAAUUUUUGGAUGGACAACGGCUGGACUGCUGCUAUAUGAUCGAUUUAAUUAA